AUGUUCGCCGCACGCGCACUUGCUCGUGCUGCGCGCGCCCCCCGUCCCUCGUAUGCCGCGCGGUCCUUUGUCACCUCCCAUCCCGCACGCUCGGACGCUCUCUUCGUCCACCGCGACACUCCCUACAAUAACCCGAAGAUUCCUUUCGAGUUCACCCCGGACAACCUAAAGCGUGCGGAGGACAUCAUCUCCCACUAUCCCCCCCAGUACAAGAAGGCCGCCGUGAUCCCCCUCCUCGACCUCGGCCAGCGGCAGAAUAAGGGAUGGACGUCCAUCUCCGUCAUGAACUACGUCGCUAAGCUCCUGGGCAUGCCUCCCAUGCGCGUCUACGAAGUCGCGACCUUCUACACCAUGUUCAACCGUGAGCCCAUAGGCGAGCACUUUGUACAGGUCUGCACGACAACACCCUGCAUGCUUCGCGGUGCGUACGACAUCCUCGACACCGUCUGUAGCCAUCUAGGCGGUAUCAAGCCGGGCGAGACGACCAAGGAUGGCAAGUUCACCGUCAUCGAGGUCGAGUGCCAGGGCGCGUGCAGUAGUGCCCCCAUGCUUGUUGUUGGGGAUGACUUCUACGAGGACCUCACGGCCGACACCACCCGCAAAAUCCUCGACGCGUUCAAGAACGGCCAGAAGCCUAAACCCGGCCCUCAGAGUGGACGCCACACGGUGGAGAACUCAGCCGGGCUCACCGCGCUCACGGAGAAGCCUUACGGGCCCGGAGAGCACUGUCAGCCAGACUUCGCAUAG
Messenger RNA from Epithele typhae, 747 nucleotides. Its product is annotated as thioredoxin-like [2Fe-2S] ferredoxin-domain-containing protein. Lineage: Eukaryota; Fungi; Basidiomycota; Agaricomycetes; Polyporales; Epitheliaceae. Gene Ontology annotation, molecular function: NADH dehydrogenase activity. The transcript has 6 exons. The record is from RefSeq and is a predicted model, not a curated record. The coding region runs from base 1 to 747 and encodes 248 amino acids.